UUUAUGUUAUAUAUGAUAUGUAUUGUGUUAUGUUAUAACAAAGAUUUCCAUUAUUAAGUCGAUAUGGAGACAAAUGAAAAUGAGCGGUAUGUUUCAUUUUCUUUAAACAGUGUACAUGAAGGUGUUCAAGAUAAUAUUUCUCAUGAAGAGAUAUGUGAACCAAUUAAUGAUUGUGUCCUACAAGAUAGUAUAAAUGAGGUUUCAAUUGAUGAUAUAAAUCAUGAUAUUACAGAAACUGAAGUUGCGGUAGAAAUUUUAACAGAAAAUUCUGGAGAUGAAGAGGAAAAUUCAGUUGUAUAUCCUAUUUAUAUUAAAAAGGAAUCUUCACAAUUAUUUACAACUGGAGAUGAGUCAAUGGCUGUUGAAGCCUUGCGUCAAUUAGGUGGAAUGUAUCCUUGCUUUGAAAACAAAAAAGUUACAUGUCCUCAUUGUACUAAUAUAUUCAAUGAAACAGAAAUACUUAAGCAUCAGAGUAUAUGUCCAUUUGACAAACAUAUCUGUAAUAUAUGUGGUGAAAAGUUUGAAAGAAAAAUUGAUUUAAACAACCAUUUAGUGUGUCAUCAGGUUGAUCGGCCGCAUGCUUGUAGAACAUGUGGAAAUUUAUUUCGUUCUAAACCUAAUUUACAAACUCACAUGGUUGAAGUUCAUCAAGUUUCACGACCUCACAAAUGUACUGUUUGUGGAGCAGAUUUUCAAAGACCAUCAAGUUUGUCUAAUCAUAUGAAAAUUCAUAGUUAUGUAGCUGGAAGAGCAUUGAUGCAAGGAAAUAAUAUAAUAAAUUGUCAAACAUUAAAAAAUAUUUCUAAUUCACAACAGUCAUCAAUUUUAACAUCUGUUCAAACAAUACAAAAUUUUGAUAUACCUCAAGUACAAUGGACCAUACAAACAUAUGAUCAAAGCAAUGUUGAUGGUCUUACUAGUCAUUCUGACAAAAUAGACACUUUACAAGAGUUUACGGUAUUACCUAAUGGAGAAGUUGCACAAUUAGAAUAUAAUUCCCAAAAUACUAUAAAUGAUCAAAUAUGUCAAGAAUAUAACUUAACUUUAAAUUCGUUUAAUAAUUCUGAUACUUUGUCAAAAGUAGAAGCAAUUAAUUUGAAUAACCAGGCUAAAAGAACUUAUAUUGAAGUAGAUGUACAAGAAAACAGAGGAUAUAUUUGUAACCAAUGUGGUGUUACCUUUGCACGUGCAUCAUCUUUAUUUUUACAUGAAAAAACACAUACAAAAAGUGAUUGGGCUACUCCAGUUGAGUGUGAAUAUUGUGAUAAACAAUUUCAAGAUUCUAAUUUUUUAAUUACUCACCAAGCAUCCUGCACCAAAAAAUUACUCCAAAAUAAUACAGAGUCUACUACCACUAAUGCAAAGUGGGGUAAACAUGCUUGUUCAGAAUGUGGUAAAAAAUUUACAACAAAACAAAAAAUGUUUAGGCAUCAAUGGAUUCAUAGAAAAAAGACUCAUUCCUGUGAAAUUUGCGGAUCACAAUUUGAAAAGCAAUCUGAACUUGAUGAACAUCGAUUAUCUGCACAUCCAGGGGAUUCACCAUUUACUUGUAAUGAAUGUGGUAAAAGUUUUGUAUCGCGUCAAGGACUCUGGGAACAUGGUAGAACUCAUGCAGGAAGUCCAGCUUACUUUCAUUGUGAUACUUGUUCAAAAACUUUUUCUUCUAGACAAGGAUAUUUAAUACAUCAUCGUACACAUACAGGAGAACGUCCUUAUGGUUGUAAAUUUUGUUGGAAAGCUUUUCGUGAUGGAGGUACUUUAAGAAAGCAUGAACGAAUACAUACAGGAGAAAGGCCUCAUGUCUGUCCAUUAUGCACAAGAGCGUUUAAUCAAAAAGUAGUUUUACGUGAACAUGUUCGAUGGGUACAUGCUGCUGGAAAAAAUGAAACUGAAAUUUCUGGACCUCCAUUUUCAUGUCCUUUAUGUGCUACGUUAACUCAAGAUCGAGAUGAAUUAUGUGCUCAUAUUGUCAAACAUUCUGAUCAAAUGAUAGCCGAAGCUAAAGCUAAAAGUAACAAUGUAAUUAUAAAAGCAAAACCAUUGAAAAAGAAAGGAAAAGUAUUAGAUAAACCAAAAGCAUAUAAUUUAAAAGCAAGAAGUCAAAUGAUUUCUGAUAUAGACCCUAAUAAAACUUUAUUUAAUAUUACAGAACAAGUAAAAAAUUCAUCGGAAAUACAAAAUACUUAUUUAAUCUUAAAAAAUGAUUAUAAUAAUGUUUCUCAAAUAGAUAGACCGAAUAAAUCUGUUGAUGUAAUAUCAAUUGAUAAAUCUAAUAUUAAUGAUAAAAAAAAUCAAGAAAGAACAGUUGAUAUUAUAAAUAAAGAAGCUAAUAUUAAUACAAUGCAUAUAAUACCAUUUACAUCUGAUGAAACAAUUCAUCUUAUUGCUACUCAUAAGCAAACUAGUACUUUACAUUUUAUAUCAAAACAAAACGAAAACUUACCUGUUUUAGCAAUUCCUAAUUCUCAAAAUAAUGAAAGUUUUUCAGGUCAAAUAUCAGAAAUUAAUGACCCUGAAUCAUUAAUGAAGUUGGUUACAAAUAAUUGUCCAAUACACGAUGAUGCAUUUGAAGAAACUGAUAAUUCAAAAACUAUGAUAAUCAAGUCUGCUUCUAUCCAAUCUCCCAAUAUUAGGUAUAAGCAAAUUGUAAAUAAAGAAAAUAAUCAUACUGAAAGUGAAGAAUUAAUAUGUGGUAUUUGUGGAAAUGAUUUUGAUAACAAGAAUGUAUUAAUGGACCAUGUAAAAUUUCAUAUAUAAACAAUUUUGAUAAAU
This is a messenger RNA of Ceratosolen solmsi marchali, 2772 nucleotides long. Its product is annotated as zinc finger protein 569. The transcript is spliced from 2 exons. NCBI's taxonomy places the organism in Eukaryota, Metazoa, Arthropoda, Insecta, Hymenoptera, Agaonidae. The coding region runs from base 64 to 2757 and encodes 897 amino acids. The record is from RefSeq and is a predicted model, not a curated record. Gene Ontology annotation, biological process: regulation of transcription by RNA polymerase II. Gene Ontology annotation, molecular function: DNA-binding transcription factor activity; RNA polymerase II cis-regulatory region sequence-specific DNA binding.